AUGUCGUCGUCGGACAAUAGCCCCUCCAAGGAGGAUAUUCGAGGACAGUUAUCCGACAUCCAGAAGCGACUCUUCCACAAGAAAAGUGACAAGUCCUUACGAAACAUCAACGAGCCCAAAAAUGAUCAAGAAAACUUGUUCUCUUUGCCUCCAUUGCCAAAGGUUGGCUCAACAAGCAAGAAGAGCCAACGCGCCUCUCUUCCCGCCAUUUCAGCUAUUACACAACCAACCCCCACUUUGGGACCCGAAUCUAAGGGAAAUGACAUGAAUUUUGUCGUUGGUUUGAGUGAAAAUCUCUUGGGAGAGUGUAGGAGACUUACAGCUGAAAACCAGAAAUAUAAAGCUAAGUUGAAGACCUCAAUGGACGACAUUGAGGCUUUCAAAGAUGAAAUAUUCAAGUUGAAAAAUUCCAGGGCUUCCCAAAUCAAUAACGAAAGCGAUUUGAAGGAUAAAAACUGGGAGCUAGAAUCAAACUUGAUGAACUUGAAUGAUCAAGUGUCUUCUCUUAGCACUAACAAAGAAAAAUUGCAUAAGUUGAAUCAAGACUUGCAAUUGAAAUUGAAUGCCAUCCAGAAAGAAAAUGAUGAUCUUUUAAUCAAACAUCAGUCUGUGUCCAAAAACUAUGAUCUGUUAAAACUGACAUACAACAAAGAGAUAAAUGACUUGAAUGACAAGAUAGAGGAAUUGAAUGACGAAAACGAUCAAUUACACUUAAAAUUGACAAAUUCCAAGGAAAACAAAUCUUUCUCUGCUCAAUCAGAAUCAGAAGCUAUUAAUUCACAAUCGGCAUUAACUAUUGGAGAUGAUUCAGAUGAUGAAUCUGUCGAUUUUGACAGCAUCCUUCUUGACUCCCAACCAAUGGAAUUGCCCAAUAUAGAUCCAAGAAACCCUCAACUUGAAAUUGAGACAUUGAGGGCAACCUUGAAUCAUUCGAAUAGAACUAUUGCCAAGUUGAGAUCUGCAAUUUUGAAGUCUAGAAAAGAAGAAAACCAACUCCAGCAGCAACGUCUGAAGACCCCUAUGAAGUUGCAACCUUUGAAAUCCAAUAAAAAAGUGAAAUCCAAUAGUGAGAUCAAAGCUAACUUGAGCCGUUCGUCUGGAAUGUCUCCCGCAAAGAGAAGCUCAAAAUAUAAUAUAAUUGAUGAUGAAACCGAGUCAAAUCUUACCAAAGAUAGUGGAAAGUGGGAAGACUUUAUUGGCGAUAAUAUUAAUACCCCUACCAAGCCAAGAUUAGUCGAAGAUCCUACAAUGUCUGAUGUUGAGUCCUCCCAUAGUAGAGGAAUAAAUGUUACCGCAAUCACCGGUGACUUUAAUAUUCCUUACUUAAUUGAUUCAGAUUCGUCUGAUUCAGAUUUGGACAAACAUUCUCCAACCACUAUUAAGAAGAAGUCCAUUUUGUCAAAAGAAUUGAAUUCGGAUACUUCAAAGAGACAGAUAGAAACUUAUGCAGCUGACAAUAACCUUAUAAUGAUACCUUUUGAAAAGUAUGAAGAAUUAUCUAAAAAUAAUAUCAAUGAGAUGAAAGUUGAAAAUUUAAUAGAAUUUACUGAAGGGAAGGGUUAUACUGUCUUGACAAAACUGCAAUACGAGGAGCUUAUUGAUGAGCAGGAAAUGCAAAAGAAACUUCAAUCUAGUGGAUUGGUUACCUUACCUAAUGAAUACAAGGAAUUACAAAAGACGGUUGCUGAACAUGAGAAGCCUGAUAAACAAUAUUUAACCAAUAAGGCUAAUGAACUCGGAUUCAUAUUAUCUUCCGCUAAAUUUUAUGAUGAGCUAGUCAAAUUGGCUCAUGAUCCAUCGAUAGAGCAUAUCAACACGAAAGCAUUGGAGAAGAAUUUGGUCACAUUGUCUACCGAUGAUCAUUCCAACCUUCAAAAGCCAUCACUAGAGGUCUUGGCUAACCAUGCAAAGAGAUUCGGGUCUAUCGUUUUACCGGAAGAAGAGUAUCAGUCUUUGUUGAGUCCAUCCGCAGAAGUUGUCAAAAAGCAUGCAGAAUCGUUUGACAUGGUAGCAAUUCCUAAAUCUCAUUUUGAGAUGUUAAAGGAAUCACAAGAGAAUCCAACCUUGGAAUACUUGAAAUCAAAAUCUUCAAAAUUAAAGCAACGCUUAGUUUCCGAAGAAGAUUACGCUUCUUUGCAGAAGACUAUCGAUUCUCCUACUUUGGAAUACAUAACUUCUAAAGCAAGCGAAGCAGGCCACUUGGUUGUUAAAAACGAAUCGUUUGAUUCAUUGAAGAAAUUGGCACAUGAGCCUCCAUUGAACCAUCUUAAGUUGCAGGCAGAAAAGCAUGGCUUGCUUACUUUAUCUAAGGCUGAGUACACCGAUUUAUACAAGCUUGCAAACGAUCCCUCCAUAGAUCACAUUUCCAAAAAGGCUCAACUGAAGGGCUUGAAAACUCUUAAAAUUGGUGAAUAUGAGUCCUUGUAUCAAAAGACAAACUCCCCAACAGUGGAGGACCUCAAGGCAGCAUCAAGUAAGAUUGGAUACUCUAUCAUUGAACAGGAUGCGCACAAGAAAUUAAUGGACAAAGCUUACAGUCCUACUGUUGAUGAUCUCAUUUUGGGUGCAAAAGCUCAUAAUCAUCAAGUCGUACCUGAUUCAGAAUUAGCAACGUUAAGAAGUAAGACACACAAGCCUGAUUUGGAUCAUUUGAGUGCUAAGGCGGAAGAAUUGGCCCACGUAGUGGUACCAUCCGAAGAUUACCAACAAUUGAAAACUCUAGCACACGAACCAACCCUUCAGCAUGUUCAAGAUCGUGCCAUAUCACAUGGUCAUGUUACUAUCCCUGAGAAAGAUUUGCAGCAACUCAAGAAGUUAGCGGAGAAUCCAGAAAUAGAACAUCUCUCUUCUAAAGCUGCUGUGCAUGAUCACGUCGUUGUCGCCGCAAACGAUUUUGAGCAGAUCUCAACGAAGGCUAACAAGCCGACUCUCGAACAUAUCAAGGAGAAGGCAGACGAGCACGAGCAUGUUAUUGUAUCAAAAACAGAAUUUUCUGACAUUUCUUCCAGGGCUAAUGCACCUACUAUAGAGCAUAUCAGAAAGACUGCAUCCAUACAUGGGCAUGUUGUUGUGGCUGAGAAAGAGCAUGAAGAAUUGAGCAGAUUGGCCUAUGAUCCAAAGGUGGAUGAGCUAGCCAACGCUGCCAAGAAGCAUGAACACACUUUAAUUAGUAACGAAGAGUUCAAGACUUUGAGCGAAAAGGCAAAUUCUCCAUCCUUAGACCAUAUGAAGACCAAGGCCCUGAUAUUGAAGCAUGACUUGAUAAGUGUCGACGAUUUGGAGGACUUACGUCAAACAGUCAACAACCCUUCAAAGGAGCACGUAGAAACUAAGGCUAAGCUUUAUGAUUCUAUCGUUGUGAAUGAGAAAGAACUUCAUGAUUUGAAAUCUAGAGCGGACAAUCCAAGUAUUGAACAGCUCAAGUCACAUUCUAAUAGAUUGCAUCACGAAGUCGUUUCAAACAAGGAUUAUGAACUUUUAAACAAAUUAGCAUACUCUCCUGACGCUGACCACAUCACUAAAGUUUCAAAGAAUAUUGGAUUGAUUCUGCUUCCACUUAAUGAUUAUAAUGAAUUACAUUCAUUGGCACAUAACCCAACUAAGGAAGUGUUGAAGGAGAAGGCUGUUUCUGCGGGCUUGAUUGCAGUAGAAUCUAACGAGUUUGAUAAGUUGACAAAGCACUUUGAAACCCCACCAGUUGAUUUCAUUCAUAGCAAAGCUACCAAACAUGGUCUUAUUGCUAUACCUGAUGAGGAGCAUAAAUUAUUAUUAAAGAAUGCUAACAAUCCAACAAUUGAUCAGGUUCGUGAGAAGGCUGAAAAUCUUGACCAUGUUACUAUUUCUAAGGUAGACCACUUGAAAUUAAUUCAAUCUAUUGAGAAGCCUUCAGCUGAAUUUUUGGCCGAGAAAGCAACAACUUACGAAAAGACACUCGUUGACACUAAGAAAUUAGAUGCAAUGACAAGAACGGUGAAUUCACCAUCAAUAGAUUUCCUCGAAGAAAAAGCAAGCUUAAAUGAUCGUAUUCUUGUUGACAAAGAGGAAUACAAGACUAUAUUGACUCAAGCCUCAACUCCAGAUGUGGAUCAUAUCAAAGAAAAAGCAGCUAACUUGAAAAUGAUUGUGUCCGAAGAAGAAGAGUUCAACAAGUUAAACAAACUUGCAACAAACCCACCUCGUGAACACAUUGAAAAAGCGGCUAAAAAGUUGGAUUUGAUUACAUUACCAAUCCCUGUACAUGAUCUGUUGGUUCAAAAGGCAGAGAAUCCUUCGUUAGAGCAUUUGCGUGAACACGCCAAAAAGCAGGGACAUACCAUUCUUGAAGAUUCUGCUUACAUUAUUCUUGAGGAAAAUGCAAACAAACCUUCAAUUGACCAUGUUAAAGCAAAGUCUUUACAACAUGGUCAUGUUGUCAUUGAUAAUUCGGAGCAUCAGUUACUUCAGGAGCUCGCUAACGAACCUCCGGUGGACCAUAUUCACAAGGUUGCUUCCAAACUUGGCCUUGUAGCUGUGCCUGAAGUGGAGCUUAAUCAAAUCAGAGGUUUGGCACAUAAUCCUACUUCUGACCACAUAAAUGAAAAAGCAAAAUCGUUGGGUUUGGUCACAUUGCCAGAAGCAGUUCAUGAUUCGUUGGUUAAUCCUUCGAAGAAAGCACUUGAAAAGCAUGCCAAGUUAUUGAACCACGAUUUGAUCGACAAAGAAACUCACGACAAGUUGAGAGAAAUUGCAAAUUCUCCAACUAAGGAAUUUAUCAUUGAACAUGCUAAAGGACAUGAUCUUGUUGCUAUCUCAAACAGGGAUCACAAUGAACUCUUAAACAAAGCCAACGAUCCAGACAAGGAUCAUAUUAUCAGCAAAGCAGGUGCAGUUGGAUUGAUUGCUAUACCUAAUCAUAAACAUGAACAAUUGCUCAAUAAAAUUGAAAGCCCUUCAAAAGAAUACUUGAAAGAAAAGGCUGCUGAAAUGAGCUACUCCAUUAUUCCAAAUGAUAAAUUGAAAGAAUUAAGACAAUUGCAAGAAUCUCCCUCCCUCGAAUUCUUAUCUAAGAAUGUCAAGACUCAUGAUUGCAUGGUUGUCAGAAAUUCAGACUUUAAUUCCCUCAACAAAGCUGUAUCAAGUCCAUCGAAAGAGUAUAUUUCUGAGAAAGCACUUGCGUUGGGUUUGAUCUUGUUACCUACAGAAGAGCAUCAAUCUUUAUUAAGAUCGGUAGAAGAGCCAACUAUGGAUGAGUUGAGGGAAAAGGCGUCAAAGUCUGGUCAUCAAUUAAUUACCAAUAAGGAACAUGAAGAUUUGUUAAGCAAACUCAAGAAUCCUUCUAUCGAGUAUUUGAAAAAUCAGGCCAAAAAACAAAACUUCUCUGUCAUUUCGACGGAUGAUUAUAGCAAAUUGACGGAUGUCAUUUCAUCUCCAUCUAGAGAGCAUAUAGAAGAGAAAGCUGAAUCUGCUGGCCUUGUUGUACUUCCUAAGAAAGAACAUCAGGAUUUGAUCCAAAGGCUCAACAACCCAACAAAAGAACAAGUUGAAUUGUAUGCUGAGAGUUUGAAUUCUCAAGUCAUAAAGAAUGAUAAACUCAACGAGAUGGAGUUUAAUCUCAACAAUCCAAGCAAAGACUUCCUUGAUGAACAUUCUAAGAAGUUGGGUUUUGAAUUGAGUGAGAGUGGUACGAUUAGCUCUUUGAAGAGACUGAUAGAAAGUCCAACUAGUGAAUACUUAGCUGAAAAGGCAAGAAUUCAAAAGUUGGAAGUUAUUCCAAGUACUGAGUAUAACAAUUUGAAAGAGUUGGCUACAAACCCUACUGUGGAUCAUUUGAAAAAGCAAAUGAAGUCAAUUGAUCAUGUCAUGGUACCCAACGAUGAAUAUUCGGAUCUACUUGAGAAAAUUGAUCAUCCUGAUGUCGAUUACAUAAAGGAAAAGGCUGCUGCAAUCCAAAUGGCAGUGAUAUCUGAUCAAGAUUACGACAGCUUACUCGAUCCUAGUCGCGAAUCGAUUAUUGAGCAAGCUUCCAAGUCUGGAUUGAUUGCGGUAGAGAAAACUGAAUACACUUUGUUGAAAAAUUCAAUUGACUCUCCUACCUCUGAGUACUUGCGUGAAAAAGCUGAACUUGUGGGACAAACAUUGGUCUCCACGUCAGAAUUUGAGUCCAUGCAAAAAGAUAUUGAAUCACCACUGGAAUCUUACUUGCAUGAGAAAGCCGAAGCACUGGGAUUAUCUUUAUUACCCAAGAGUGAGCUUGUUCAAUUGAAGCAACUUGCACAUAAGCCAAGCAGGGACCAGAUCACGACGGCGGCUGGUUUGAUGGGAUUAGUAGUUUUGGAAGAAGGACAUCACAAUGAUAUCUUAGCUAAGUCAACAUCUCCCUCGAUCCAGCACCUAGUUGAGAAGGCCAAGUCACAUAACCAUUUGGUCAUUCCUGCCACUGAGCAUGAUGAUCUCAAGAGAAAGGCCAAUAGAACCUUUGAAGAUCAUGCAAACAAUAUGGAUAUGGCAGUAAUUGAUACCAAAAGUUUGGCAGAUUUACAGAGCAAGCUUGAAAAGCCAAGCUUGGAAUACCUCAAGAAUAAGUCAAGCUCGCUCAACUACCAGUUGGUUCAAAGUGUUGAACUUGAGAAUUUAAAUCUUCAAGUUGCAAAGUCUCUUGAGGAAAAGGCAGAGGAGGAAGGUAAAACGAUUAUUAGUUCUGUCGAACUCGAAGCGUUGAGGAAGCAAAUAGAUACUCCAUCUAUAAGCUACAUUACUGAGAACUCGAAGAAGUUGGGAUUCGCUUUGAUAGAGGAAUCCCAGUUGAGAGAACUUCAAAAUAAGGCUGCGAAGUCAUUAGAGGAUCUUGCUGAGGAAUCUCAAGCGACUGUUAUACUGAAGGAGGAAUUUGAAAGACUCAAACAGUUGAGUUCAAAUCCUCUGAUUUCACAUCUUUCAGAGAAGGCCAUUAAUCAUGGACACUUGGUCGUUGCAAAUGAUGAGUAUAAGACUAUCGAAAGUAAGGCAAAUAAUCCUGACCUACCUCAUUUGUUUGAAAACGCUGCCAAACACAACCAUGUGAUCAUACCUAGAGAGGAGCAUGAAGAAUUGACAACUUCAUUCAAAGAAAGCUUGGAAGAUAAAGCAAGAAGAAAUAAGAUGGCACUUAUCCCUGAAACCGAGCUUGCCUCUCUAGUUGAAAAGGUCGAUUCCCCAACAUUGGAGUUCUUGACUAAACGUGCCAAAACACUCAAUUCUAUCCUAGUUCCUAUCGAGGAGUAUGAAAAGUCUCAAAGAAUACUCAAUGAAUCUUUAGAGAGUAAAGCUGCUGCAGAAGGACAGAUUUUGUUGAAGGCAGAAGAUCAUCGAGAGCUUCUUAAUAGUGUGCACAACCCUUCUAAGGACUACUUGGUUGAAAAGGCUUCUGCUGGAGGAUUAGCGAUCAUAAAUGUGGAAGAAUUGGCGAAAUUGAAAUCUCCUACAGUUGCAGAACUUAAGCAACAUGCGGAAAGUCAAAAUCAUGUACUCGUCGAAUCUGAACAUUACGGUGCUCUUAAGGAGAAGGCUGGAAGAUCAAUUGAGGAUAUUGCUAGAGAAAAGUCAUUGACAGUUUUGAGUACUGAUGAGCAUAAGAAAUUAGUUCUGAGCGCAACCGAAACCUUGGAAUCUAGGGCUGAAAAACUGAACAUGGCAUUGGUUCCAACAAAUGAAUAUGAACAAUUGUUGACCCAGUUGGCACAGCCUACUUUGACAUACAUUGAGACCAAGGCUAAAGAUCUUGAUCACGUUGUGAUUGCAAGAAAGAAUUUCGAUGACUUGAAUUCUAAAGCUGAAGAAACCAUUGAGUCAAGGGCUUCUGCUAUGAAUAUGAUUGUGUUACCUAGUGCGCAUUACAAGGAAAUACAGAGCAAAGCUCUGGAGCCCUCUUUGGAACACAUCAAAUCAAAAAUAAGUCAACAUGGACAUGUUGUGGUUGACUCUAACCAUUAUUCUGAUUUGAUCAAAGAAACUAAUAGAAGUAUUGAAGAAAAGGCUAAGGAUCAUAAUAAGAUUGUUCUUGAUGUUAAGGAGCAUGACUCCUUGAAGAGCCCCACUCUCGCUAUGUUGAAGGAGAGGGCACUUCAUUUCAACCAAAAGCUCGUUGGAACUGAAGAACUUGAAGCAUUACAACACUCUGCUAGUGAGCACUUGGAAGACAAAGCUAAGCGUGAAAACAUGGUUCUAUUGUCCCACCAAAAGCAUCAAGAAUUGAAUGAUAUUGCUUACAAUCCAUCUAUCGAACACUUGAAUGAAUGUGCUUCCAAGCUCAAUGUUACAACAAUCCCAGUUUCCGACUUGGAAAUUUUGAGAUCCAAAGCAAAUGCCACCUUAGAAGAAAGAUUGCAAGACUCGAAUAUGAAACUAAUUGAAAAUGACGAGUAUGAUCACCUUUUGAUCAGGGCCAACAAGCCUUCAAUUGAUGACAUCAAGAAAAACGCAGAAAACAAUGGUAUGACAGUGGUUUCAAUUGAAGAUUAUGAAUCAAUGAAAUCAAAGGCCGACCAGGACAUUCGUGACAGAGCUGCGCUUGAAGGAUUAGUAGCGCUCGAAAAGGAUGAUUAUGAUGCUUUGGUAUCCAAAUCUAAAAAUCCAACAAUAAGUGAACUUACUUUGUUAGCUGGAACUCUUGGAAUGCUGGUUGUUGCAGCUAAGAAACUUGAAUUGCUUGAAACGGAAGCUAAUAAGUCUGCUAGUCAAAAGGCAACUGAAGAAGGAAAUAUAGUUGUGAACGCAACAACAUAUUCCAAAUUGGUUGAAGAUAAUAGAUCACUUCAAGAUCAAGUUUCAUUACUUGACUUUGAGAAGAAGAAGCUGGUAGAACAUCUCAAGGCAAAGUUGAAAGAUUCUGGUUUUGUCUUACUUUCUAGUGAUGUAUUUGAUGAAUUGGAAAGUGAAGUUGCCAAUGCAAGAAGAUUAUCUCACAAUUCUGGUGAUGACUUUGCAGAUGCGGAAGAGUCAUUCAUUUUAGACAAGGAAGAGCUUGGUAUAAGUGCUUCCAAGUUAGGUAUGGUGGUAAUUUCAAGGUCAGAGUAUGACGAAUUAAGACGCACCGAUGAGGACAAAUUGCAGAAGAUGGCGCAAGGUGCCUCUCUUGCGCUUCUUCCUGAAUCUCAACUAUUGAAAAUGAAACAAUCACUAGCCGAGAAAGAUUCUCAAAUUUAUAAUUUGAGCCAAAAUCCAAGAGAAGAGAUCAGUAAGGAAAAUAUUGUUGAGAAGCUGAGCGAUUAUGGAUUGGUGCUCUUGGAGAAGGAAGAAUACCAAGAAUUGAAAGCCCUCUCAUUGAACAAGGAUGAGUUUACAGUUGUUGGACGCAACUUGGGCUUACUUUGUAUCCCAUCUACUGAGUUCAUCACAACUACUGUUUCGCCUACUCCUGAUGUGAAGAGCGUUAAAGUUCUUCCAAAUAGUUACUAUCAACAAUUACUUAAGUUCAAGAGCUUGUCAAUUGAAAGAGUGUCAGAUGAUAUUUUCAAGAAACAUGCAGAAAAACGUGGUUUCAAGCACAAGGAUGAUAUUAUCACGCCAGUGAUUCCUCAGGCUUCCACAUUUGGGGAUUUACCUAAUAGAACUCCUCCUGAGCGUAUCACGGAAAGUGGUCUGAUCAAUAAGUUCACUCCACCUACUACUGCUGCUAGAUUAAGAGGUACACCGCAAUCAGGAAGUUCAUCACUUUCAAGAACCAUUGGAGGAAUGACUGCCUCAAACUCAGUGAGGUCUAACUUGUCACAUCACUCCAAGGUUCACAGUUUGAAUGAAUCUCUCCAAACAACUGGUGCCUUUUCUAUGGCCACCAAUGUUUCGUUGACGGACAAGUCUAUGAUUCCAGCGAUCACUCAAGUGGUCAUUGGUGAGUAUUUGUUCAAGUACUAUCGUCGUUUAGGGCCAUUUAGUGCCAUUUCCGAGAAUCGUCAUGAGAGAUACUUCUGGGUACAUCCUUACACUUUGACACUUUAUUGGUCAGAGUCUAAUCCUGUGUUGUCCAACCCUUCAUCUGUUAGAACUAGGGCUGCUGCUAUUGUCAGUGUUGAGAGCAUAGAUGACAAUAAUCCCUUGCCGACUGGCUUGUACCACAAGAGUAUCAUUGUUCAUUCCCAAGACAGAAGUAUCAAGAUUACUUGUGCUACAAGACAGCGUCACAAUAUUUGGUUUAAUGCCUUACGCUAUUUGAUCAACAGAAAUGUUGAUGAUUUGACCUUUGAUACUGACAAUGGGGCUCAAGAAGAUAAGACAAUUGACUCUAAUUCGAAAGUGAAUGAACCAAUGUUUGAUAUUGCUGAACGCCAUGCUUUCCCAAGACAAAGAGUAAGCUCGGCACCAUCCCACAUAUCGAAGACUUCAUCAUCUUCCAAAAUAAACAGAUUUAGCUCAUUGAGAAGAUAAAUCCGGAUUCCCCAUACAGGCAUAAGAAUAAUGUCCUUAAGAAUAAUGCAAAUUUUAUAUAGAUAGAAUUAAUAUACAGUGUAAAUAUAAUUUACUAUGCAAGUCCUCG
Suhomyces tanzawaensis NRRL Y-17324 is the source of this 10486-nucleotide messenger RNA. RefSeq lists its product as uncharacterized. The coding region runs from base 1 to 10377 and encodes 3458 amino acids. Gene Ontology annotation, molecular function: phospholipid binding; tubulin binding. NCBI's taxonomy places the organism in Eukaryota, Fungi, Ascomycota, Pichiomycetes, Serinales, Debaryomycetaceae. The record is from RefSeq and is a predicted model, not a curated record. Gene Ontology annotation, biological process: establishment of mitochondrion localization; maintenance of protein location in cell cortex; dynein-driven meiotic oscillatory nuclear movement. The transcript is spliced from 3 exons. Gene Ontology annotation, cellular component: mitochondrion; cellular bud tip; cell cortex.